AUGUCUGGUCGAUUCGUGCGUUCCUCGAAAUACCGACACGUCUUCGGACGGCCGACGAGAAAGGAGCAAUGCUAUGAUAACCUUCGCGUUUCCAAGAACGCCUGGGAUACCAACCUCGUCAAGGCCAACCCCAAAUACCUCUCCGUGAACUGGGAAGCUGGUGGUGGAGGUGCAUUUGCGGUCAUUCCUCUGGAGGAGCGCGGGAAGCUGCCCGAGAGGAUACCUCUUUUCCGGGGUCACACUGCCGUGGUCCUCGAUACCGACUGGAACCCUUUCAACGAUGAUCUGAUUGCAUCUGGAUCUGAUGACGGCAAGGUCUUCCUUUGGCGUGUGCCGGAGAACUUCACCCUGCGCCCUGAUCUUGACCCCGAUGAGAUCCAAGAUGUGGCACCUGUUGGCAAGCUUUCCGGUCACCCGAAAAAGAUAGGUCACGUUCUUUUCAACCCCGCCGCUGAAAACAUCCUGGCAACGGCCUCCGGCGAUUACACGGUCAAGAUCUGGGAUAUCGAAGCGGGCGCCCCCAAGCUGACCCUGAACCUGGGCGACAUUGUGCAAUCACAGUCGUGGAGCGCCAACGGCUCCCUUCUGGUUACGACCUCGCGAGACAAGAAGCUGCGCAUCUGGGAUGUGCGUCAGGAACGCCCCGCGCAUGAGACACAAGGACACUCUGGUGCCAAGAACAGUCGCUCAGUCUGGCUUGGUGAGCACGACAGGAUCGCAACCACCGGUUUCUCGAAGAUGAGUGACCGCCAAUUGGCUCUGUGGGAUAUCCGCGCUCCCCGGGAGCCCAUCAACGGAUUCAAGACCCUUGACUCGAUCUCCGGUGUAUGCAUGCCUUUCUGGGACGAGGGCACCCAGUGUCUGUACCUUGCUGGAAGAGGUGACGGUAACAUCCGCUACUUCGAACUCGAGAACGACAAGUUCGAAUACCUUGCCGAAUACAAGUCCGCUGAUCCCCAGCGUGGUAUCGCUUUCAUGCCCAAGCGUGGAGUCAACACUCACGACAACGAAGUCGCUCGUGCCUUCAAGACCGUUAACGACGGCUACAUUGAACCUAUUUCUUUCAUCGUGCCCCGCCGUGCGGAGACUUUCCAGGACGAUAUCUACCCCCCUACAACUGGUCUGAAGCCUGCUAUGGGCCCCUCUGAGUGGCUUGCGGGCAAGGAAGCCAUCCCACCUAAGAUUUCUAUGGCCAACCUUUACGAGGGUGAGGGUCUGAAGGAGGUCACCGGAGUGCAGGACGCCCCCACUUCCACCAUGGGCGCCUCUGAACCCGAGGCGGCACCGGCUCCCAAGGCCGCCGAGCCCAGUCCCGUGAAGAAGGCACCCGAACCCGCGCCCGAGCCGACCCCGGUGGCCAAGCCCGCCCCGUCCAUGAAGGAGCAGGGUGCCUCAAUGGCCGCCAUGGUCUCCAAGUUUGCCGACGAUGAGGAGGCCGAGACCGUGGAGGAGGAUUCGAGCUUUGAGGAGGUGCAGAAGCCCGUGGAGCGCCCUGCACGCUCUCCCGAAGCCUCAUCUCCUUCCAUCAAGGCCAGCCCUUGGCACCAGAAGGAAGAGGAGGUCAAGACCCAGGCAGCAAGCCCUGCUAAGGUACGCAAUCCCUAUCCCCUAGCAAAACCCAUUCCCCAACUAACAACCCUGCAGUCUUCCCCCGUCAUCACCCCCGUUGCCGCGCCCGCCGACAUCUCCACUGGCGCUGCCGUCGCAGCAGAUGCCGUCCAGCGCGAGAUCGGAGCGAUCAAGGACCUGAUCGCCGAGCAGACAAAGACGAUCGCCUCCCAAGCGCAGCAGAUGCAGAGCCUGACUGCAGAGAUCGAGUCCCUCAAGGCUAAGCUGGGCUAA
This is a messenger RNA of Aspergillus luchuensis, 1842 nucleotides long. It is a transcript of the gene CRN1, whose product is annotated as coronin. Lineage: Eukaryota; Fungi; Ascomycota; Eurotiomycetes; Eurotiales; Aspergillaceae. The record is from RefSeq and is a predicted model, not a curated record. Gene Ontology annotation, biological process: actin filament organization. Gene Ontology annotation, molecular function: actin filament binding. The transcript is spliced from 8 exons. The coding region runs from base 1 to 1842 and encodes 613 amino acids.